AUGUACGCGAACAACACCAUUAGAGAAUUCCACUCUGCGGUAAGAGCCGGCAACUUCCAAGAUGUGAUGGAUAUGCUGACGAAAGGAGCAGACGUCGAAGCAGCAGACAUUUUCAAGGUACGAGCGCUACACAUUGCUGCGGAGCAAGGGCAUUUGGACAUUCUUAAAGAGCUUAUCGCACGGGGCUGUAAAGUAAAUGCACAGGCGUCGUGCUCUACUCCGUUGUUUAAGGAACUGGAACGGGGAAUGACGCCGUUACAUUUAGCAACUAGACAUGCCGACCCAAUGAUCACGCUCACAUUGAUAAGUGCAGGCGCUAAUGUGAACGCUAAAAGUAGCUCCAAAGUGUCCCCACUGCACCUUGCGGCACAGUACGGCCAUUUGCCCGUGGUGAAGGCUCUAGUUACUGCGAAUGCAGACGUGAACGCCGAGGACAACAAAAAAGUCACCCCACUAUUUUUCGCUGUAGCGCAGAAUUUUGAAGAUGUGGCCGAAUUUCUUAUACAAAGCCGUGCUCGUGUAAAUGCUAGAAAUGCAGAGCGUGGAACACCAUUGCAUUUCGCAGCAGAAAGGGGGAACGUAAACAUAACAAAGCUGCUGAUCCAGAACAAGGCCGCGAUUAAUUCAGAGACUCUGGAAGGCUUCACUCCGCUACAUGUGGCCAUACAAAACAGACAGGCUGCAGUGAGCCAGUUUUUGAUUAACAGUGGAGCAGAUGUGAAUGCGAGAGAUAACGAGAGGUGGACUCCUUUGCAUAAUGCAGCAUACAGUGGUUACCCAGCGGAAACCGCUAGACUUUUGAUUGCGAAAGGUGCUAGUGUGAAUGCGAGGGACAAGAUUGGAAGAACACCCUUGCACUUUGCUGCAGAGAACAAUUUUACCGAUGUAGUUACCAUCCUCAUCAAGAACAAAGCUGACGUGAAUGUCACUGACAGUCGAAGGUGGACACCAUUGCAUUGCGCCGCUUACGAGGGUCAUUGGGAUACUAUAAAAAUUCUUAUCGCUAGUGGUGCUGAAAUUGAUCCGAGGACAGAAAAGCAGACAACACCAUUGCAUUUCGCAGCGGACUACUGGCACGUCGAAGCAGUGAAAUACCUUUUGGCAGAAGGAGCAGCAGUUAACGCAGCUGACAACACAGACUGGACGCCGCUUCACUUUGCAGCUGAUGAGCGUUCCACCCAAAUCACUCCGAAAAGGUCGGGACACUCAGGUACACAGGCGCCGGAUUCGAAACUAAACACUAUGAAAGCUCUCAUUGAAAACGGAGCAGAUAUAAAUGCAAAGGGAAGCAACGAUGAAACAGCUCUGCAUGUAGCCGUAGAGUAUGGCGAUCCAGUAGUUGCUAGGUACCUAUUAGAGAAUGGUGCAUACUACAACGCAAUUAGGCAAUCUUUGUUUGGUACCAUAACAGCAUCAGACAUUGCUGCGGUAAAAAGACACGAGAAUGUAAAUGCUUUAUUCCGUGCUACAGAAAAGCUGUUUCAAGCUGUGAAAAGAGCCAAGUGUGCUGAAAUUGAAAAAUGUUUUCAAGAAGGGGCAUCAGCCAACAGCAGAAGUAUCCAGUAUGAAACACCGCUUAUAUAUGCAUCUUGGAAAGGAAAUUUAGCCGUUGUUAAUGUUUUGCUUAAAAAUGGAGCGGGUAUUAAUUUGAGCAAUAGUAGUGGCAUUACUGCUCUGCAUUAUGCAGCAAAGUUUGGGCAUCAUGAAAUAUUGUGCACUUUAUUGCAACAUGGUGCAGUAUACAAUGCAAAAACCAAAGCAGGCAGAAAAACACCACUACAUUUCGCUCAAGAAGGAGGACAAAAAGAAGUCACAGAGACUCUAAACCUGAUUGAAAGCAUGUUUAGUAGAAUAAGCAAAAAUGAUAACACAGUGCUGGAAGAGUUAAAUGAAUUAAAGGAUAUAAAGUACGCUGAAUUUCUUGCAAUAAAAAACUGCAAAAAUGUAAAUAAAGAAACUCUGUCACAAAUAGCUUCAAAAAAUGGAUAUGAUGAACUUUGUAAAUUGUUUUCUGAUUUGUAA
Schistocerca americana (American grasshopper) is the source of this 2022-nucleotide messenger RNA. RefSeq names its product ankyrin-3-like. The record is from RefSeq and is a predicted model, not a curated record. Gene Ontology annotation, molecular function: protein binding. NCBI's taxonomy places the organism in Eukaryota, Metazoa, Arthropoda, Insecta, Orthoptera, Acrididae. Bases 1 to 2022 code for a protein of 673 amino acids. The transcript has a single exon.